UUUACCAGUCUUUAUUUUGAAACGAUUUUCACGGACUUUGAAACUGAGUAAUAUACUGAUUGAUUAUAACAUUUUGGCUACCAACUUUAUUGAACUUUGUUACUGAUUUUUUGCGUUUUCUAUUGACGAAAUUUUGCAAAUUCGAUUUCAAACAUUUUUAAAAUGGGAAGUUUGAGAAGAGUAACAUCCGGAGCUAUUGUCGUUCUUAACAUACUCAGUUGUGUCCUGAUGUGGGUGUGUGUGUUCUCCAAAUCUGAUUGGGUGAAAGAAAUCAGAGCAGAUGAGAGUCCCUUCAUUAACCGACAGCAAUAUGGCUUUAGUGAUCUAUGGAGUGAAAUGCGGGAAGUAAGAAGUGCUGACCUGUGGCGACUGCACUUUGACCCCGACUGGUCGCGAGGGGGGUCAACAUACAAUGUCGGCAGGAAUAUUCCACUCGCCCCUAGAGAUCCUCAACUGACUAUUGGCGUUGUGUUCCUCGUCAUUGGGUGUUUCAUACCCCUAGUCCAGAUAGUCCUCCUCUCCACACAACUGGCUCUCGGCCCAGUAUCCCUCAGAAGUCGAGCCUGGGAUGUGAUUGAAUUUUGGGUCUCAAUCAGUGCUCUUCUGACGGUGUCAAUCGGAUCAGGAUUAACAGUGAGCUACAUGCUUGAAAACUUCUCCUUCGACGUGUACGGGCCAUCUUUUUACAUGCUGUUCAUCGCUCUUUCAAUGCUAAUUCUCUCCAGCUUAAUCUCAGCUGUCAAAAUCUGCACCUCACCCAAAAUCACCAAAGCCCAAAUGCAACGAGCAGGGGGGCAUGUCAGGAACUAUCCAGGCGGCAAUGCGAUGAUGAUGAGUUCAGGAAACAAUCGGCCGCCGUUGUCUGCGACAAUUGGAAGCAGAUCGGGUACCCUGGAUAGAAACAGAGGCGGGGGAGGAGGUGGAGGUGGAGGUGGGAAUAACGACUACUACCUUCCACCCACCAGCGGCAAUGCCAUGAUGAUGACUUCAACAAACAAUCGACCCUUGUCUUCGGCAAGUGGAAGCAAAUCGGGUACUCUUGAUCGAAACAGAGGCGGAGGAGGGGGAGGGGGAGCAGGGAACAACGACUACUACGCACCAAACGCCAACAACUACAACAACCAAUACUACAAGUAAUUGAACGGUUAAACUCAAAUAAUUUUGGUUGUGCUUGAAUUUAUA
Symsagittifera roscoffensis is the source of this 1182-nucleotide messenger RNA. RefSeq lists its product as uncharacterized. The record is from RefSeq and is a predicted model, not a curated record. The coding region runs from base 163 to 1137 and encodes 324 amino acids. NCBI's taxonomy places the organism in Eukaryota, Metazoa, Xenacoelomorpha, Acoela, Convolutidae. The transcript is spliced from 6 exons.